AUUCCAAAAUGUUCUCCAGAACGGCACAGCCUGCCCGGACUCUGCUCCGCAGUGCUUCCGCAGCUUCGUCUCUCGGUCGCUCUAUUCCCGCCAGAACCUUCGCCAGUGUUCAGUCGGACAUCUUCAAGCCCACCAAGUAUGGUGGCAAGUACACCGUGACCCUCAUCCCUGGUGACGGUAUCGGUGCUGAGGUCGCCGAAUCGGUCAAGACCAUCUUCAAGGCCGACAACGUUCCCAUUGAGUGGGAGCAGGUCGAUGUUAGCGGUGUUGACGCCGGUAACAAGCACUCCGAGGAGCUUUUCCGCGAGUCCCUGGCUUCCCUGAAGCGCAACAAGCUCGGUCUGAAGGGUAUCCUCCACACUCCUAUUGAGCGCUCGGGCCACCAAUCCUUCAACGUUGCCCUGCGUCAGGAGCUGGACAUCUACGCCUCCAUCUCUCUGAUCAAGAACAUCCCCGGUUACGAGACUCGCCACAAGAAUGUCGACCUCUGCAUCAUCCGUGAGAACACCGAGGGGAGAUCCGUCAACGGUGUUGUCGAGUCCCUGAAGAUCAUCACUCGCGCCAAGUCCGAGCGUAUCGCCAAGUUCGCUUUCAGCUUCGCCCUUGCCAACAACCGCAAGAAGGUUACCUGCAUUCACAAGGCCAACAUCAUGAAGUUGGCCGAUGGUCUCUUCCGCAGCACAUUCCACAAGGUCGCUGAGGACUACCCCGCCCUGGAGGUGAACGACAUGAUUGUGGACAACGCUUCCAUGCAGGCCGUCUCCCGCCCCCAGCAGUUUGACGUUAUGGUCAUGCCUAACCUUUACGGUGGCAUUCUGUCCAACGUGGGUGCUGCCCUCGUUGGUGGACCUGGUCUUGUCCCCGGUUGCAACAUGGGCCGUGACGUUGCUGUCUUCGAGCCUGGUUGCCGUCACGUCGGUCUUGACAUCAAGGGCAAGGACCAAGCCAACCCCAGUGCUAUGAUCCUGUCUGGUUCCAUGCUUCUGCGCCACCUUGGUCUCGAUGACCACGCCAACCGCAUUUCCAAGGCUGUCUACGAUGUUAUCGGUGAAGGCCGCACUAUGACCCGCGAUAUGGGUGGUCAGGCUACCACUCACGAGUUCACCCGGGCUGUUUUGGACAAGAUGGAGGCGUCUCUGUAAAUUUUGGAAUCCCGCGCGCUCCAAUAUACCUACCGCUACGAUUGAGGAUGUCUGCUGGUUCUUGG
Messenger RNA from Penicillium mononematosum, 1207 nucleotides. RefSeq names its product isocitrate dehydrogenase (NAD(+)) IDH1. Gene Ontology annotation, biological process: isocitrate metabolic process; tricarboxylic acid cycle. Gene Ontology annotation, cellular component: mitochondrion. Gene Ontology annotation, molecular function: magnesium ion binding; isocitrate dehydrogenase (NAD+) activity; NAD binding. The coding region runs from base 9 to 1142 and encodes 377 amino acids. The record is from RefSeq and is a predicted model, not a curated record. The transcript has 6 exons. NCBI's taxonomy places the organism in Eukaryota, Fungi, Ascomycota, Eurotiomycetes, Eurotiales, Aspergillaceae.